Sinocyclocheilus rhinocerous is the source of this 1281-nucleotide messenger RNA. RefSeq names its product glial cell line-derived neurotrophic factor-like. Gene Ontology annotation, molecular function: growth factor activity; receptor tyrosine kinase binding; glial cell-derived neurotrophic factor receptor binding. Bases 1 to 852 code for a protein of 283 amino acids. The transcript has 6 exons. Lineage: Eukaryota; Metazoa; Chordata; Actinopteri; Cypriniformes; Cyprinidae. The record is from RefSeq and is a predicted model, not a curated record.
AUGCCGCCGGAGGAAGUGACCUCACCUCAUAUGCUGGACGGUAUCCAUGGCAACCUCACCUCAAACAUGACAAUCCUUGACCUGAGGGUGCAGCGAGGUUUGGGAGCUGGAGAAGUGAAUGGAGGGCUGGAACAGGUGCGUCUGUCCAUGUCAUCCACUCGCACCCUCUCUUUAGACGUCCAACAGAAAACACAGCUAGGGCAGCUUCCGCACCGUCAAAUGAAGCAUUUUAAUGCCCUUGCGCUCAAACUUCCUCACAAUAGACAGCAGAGUGAGAGCCGGUCUCAGUGGGACAUCUGGACACACAUGAAGGACUCGGGGACUCGGGGCAAAGGUCGAGCUCUGAGGGCAUCAGCAUGGCAAAGGGUGGAGAAGUCUGGAGACCUGCAUGGCCGCACCUGCCCGAUGUCACCUGAGGAACUGGAAGAUUCGUCCCUGGCCGAGGAGGGCGAGGGUCAUCGGAUCCGGUGGCAGCGUUCCUCUACAAACAGCUCCAGUUCACGGAAGUCCACUAGGAACCGUAAGGAGCGGCGCAACCGUAAGCGAGGCCGGAGCAGCCAGGACUGCCGUUUGGAGAGGAAAGAGAUGAAGGUGCGGGAUCUGGGCCUCGGCUACGACUCGGACGAGAUCGUGGUGUUUAAGUACUGCGUGGGGACGUGCAUGAGCGCCCGUAAGAACUACGACCUGGCCCUGAAGGUGUUGACGGAUAACGGCAGCAUUUCUGGCCGCAAGGUGAGCACUCACCCCUGCUGCAGACCCACGCGCUUCGAGACCGUCUCCUUCAUGGACGCCCAGACGAGCUGGCAGACCAUCAAAUGGCUUUCAGCGGCCAACUGCAGCUGUGUGGGAUGAGAGAAGCCGAGGAGACGCAGCCGCUAAAAUCAACCCAAAGCUCCGGUGUAGAAAGCGAGGGAAUUCCAGUGCAAGGAACGGGAUGCAGCGCUCCUGAUGAUGCACUGCAAACGCAGCGGAUCUGCUAGCGUCAGCACAGGAACCACAGGAAUACGGGACGUCCUGCAGGGAGACGGUCGGAAACCGUAGGGAUUUGCAUCAUGUGACCUUGGAGAGCUGUGAAGCGAGUCGUCACAUUCCUGCUCCAGACUGCAGUUCUGCAUGGAAAGUUUGUGAAAAGCAGCUUGAAGGCCUACAUUUCACAUGAUCUGAAAUUAGAGGUGUUUUAAGAACGUGGAUACCAUGAAGGUUCAUUAUAACAGAACAGAAGGUGCUUUUAAUUCACUUAUCAGCUCAGCAUGUGUGUUUAAUAUACACACACUUUCCUUA